This is a messenger RNA of Musca domestica (house fly), 3184 nucleotides long. RefSeq names its product neutral ceramidase (gene CDase). The record is from RefSeq and is a predicted model, not a curated record. Gene Ontology annotation, biological process: long-chain fatty acid biosynthetic process; sphingosine biosynthetic process; ceramide catabolic process. Bases 703 to 2817 code for a protein of 704 amino acids. Gene Ontology annotation, molecular function: N-acylsphingosine amidohydrolase activity. Gene Ontology annotation, cellular component: extracellular region. The transcript is spliced from 10 exons. NCBI's taxonomy places the organism in Eukaryota, Metazoa, Arthropoda, Insecta, Diptera, Muscidae.
UUCCAUAAAAACCGUGUCGGAGGUGUGAGCUUGCCAUGAGGAUUGUAAAAUAAGUUAACGGUCGAAUAUAAAAUACAAAAAAUUACACACACAAAAAUUUAAUAAAAAACGGAAAAGCGCAAAUUGGAUUUUGGCACCUUUGUGUACGCUGUUUGUGGUUGUUGUUGGAGGUGGUGCUGGUAGUUUGUUGUUACAAAAUUAAUAUAACAAUACAAAUAAUAACAAAUGUAAUGCUGAUGAAUAGAUGUUCAAGUGCGUGUGGAACCGUACCUGCUUUAGCAAUUUCAUUUUAAUGUAAUGAAACUACCAUUUCAAAAUUACAUUAAUUAGCAAAUAAUUUAAUCGUAAAUAAAAGUGCCAAAAAUUGAAAUUAAAUUAAAAUCUGUCUGCAAAGUGGUUGUGACUCGGAUAACAAACUAGCGAAAAGCACAAUAACAGAAGUGAGUGAUAAAUAAAAAUAACUAACAUAAGUGUCGUCAAGAAGUUCAUGUCUCAAUGCUGAUCUGGAUUUAAUGGAUGUGUAUUAAUCAAAUUGAUGUAGAGAAGAAAACGAAAGAAAAUUCGAUAUUGUGAAAUAAUUUAUAUUUAAAUCAAUUUAUCGACUGAAAAUAAUUUUUAAACGUUCGAUUUUGAGGGGAUAACUGUAAUGUUGUAAUACGAAUCACAACAUUUACAACAGUAACAACGACAGAGUAGAACAACAUGAAUUUCAAAUCGCUGAGUCUGUGCGGUUUGUUGUUGGUGGCAUUAUGCUGCUAUUCAGCUGUCGCCUAUCAAAUCGGUUUGGGCCGCGCCGAUUGUACUGGUCCACCGGUGGAAAUAAAUUUUAUGGGUUAUGCCAAUAUUAAACAGGUUGGUCGUGGCAUACAUUUGCGGCAAUUCGCCAGGGCUUUUGUUGUUGAGGACAAUAACAGAAAUCGCAUGGCAUAUGUUUCGGUUGAUGCCGGCAUGAUGGGCUAUGGCGUCAAGAGGGAGGUAAUUAAACGCUUGCAAACACGCUAUGGAGAUGUUUACCACAACGAUAAUGUCAUCAUCAGUGGCACACAUACACACGGUGCUCCCGGUGGUUUCCUUAUGCAUCUGCUCUAUGAUAUUUCCAUUUUGGGUUUUGUACCACAGACCUUUGAGGCCCUGGCCAAUGGCAUUUAUUUGAGUAUCAAACGUGCCACCGAAAAUAUGGUCGAAGGUAAAAUCUAUCUCUCACGCACCACCGUCUUGAAUGCCAACAUCAAUCGUUCACCCACGUCAUAUUUACGAAACCCCGCUGAGGAGAGAGCCCAAUACGAACACGAUGUCGAUAAGGAGUUGACCCAGUUGCGUUUUGUCGAUCGCGAAGAAAAUAUUUUGGGUGCCUUCAAUUGGUAUGCUGUACAUCCGACAUCGAUGAAUAACACCAACAAACUGAUAUCCAGUGAUAAUAUGGGCUAUGCUUCGUUGGUUUUGGAAAAGGAAUAUAAUGCCAAUAAGGUUCCAGGAAAGGGUAAAUUUGUUGGUGCCUUCUGUUCGGCAAAUUUGGGCGAUGUUUCACCAAAUAUUAUGGGUCCCAAAUGUUCAUUGAGUGGCAAUCCAUGUGAUCUGUUAACCUCCAAAUGUCCCCCAAAUGAAGGUGAAUGUUUUGCUUCGGGUCCUGGGCAUGAUAUGUUCGAGAGCACAAGAAUCAUUGGUGAACGUUUGGCCGAGGGGGCAUUGCGUCUGCUCAAUGAGGCCAGUCAAGAGGACUACAGCGGUCGUGAGGUAACCGGAGAACUUGGCUGUAUCCAUCACUUUAUUGAUAUGCCCAAUUACAAUGGCACAACCUAUAAUCCUAUGACAAGGAAAAUUGAUAAGAUUCGUGGUUGUCAACCGGCUAUGGGUUACAGUUUUGCUGCCGGUACUACAGACGGUCCGGGAGCAUUUGGUUUUGAACAAGGCACCUUGACCGAUAAUCCCAUGUGGAAUUUGGUGCGCGAUUUUAUUGUUCCACCCACUCAGGAUGAUAUUGCCUGUCACUCACCCAAACCAAUUCUCUUGGCCACUGGAAGAGCCACGUUCCCCUAUGAAUGGCAACCAAAAAUUGUCCCUGCCCAAGAAUGUCACAUUGGUGAUUUGGUUAUGGCCGCUGUACCCGGUGAAUUUACCACCAUGGCCGGCAGACGUUUGCGCAAUAAAGUAAGAGCUGUUGCUGCUGCCACUGGUGGCAAAGAUGUCGAUGUCAUUUUGGCCGGUCUCUCCAAUGUCUACUCCAGUUAUAUCACCACACCCGAAGAAUAUCAGGCCCAACGAUAUGAGGCAGCUUCGACCAUUUUCGGACCCAACACUCACACCAUUUACAUGGAUGUGUUUGAACGUUUAACCAAGGCCUUGUUCAGAGGUGAAACUGUCGAACCUGGACCCCAGCCCCCAUACAUGAAUGAUCGUAUGUUGUCCAUGAAUACUGGUGUCAUUUUCGACGGUCAUCCUUUGGACAAAGAUUUUGGUUACGUCAAACAACAACCAUUGAAGCAUUAUAAAAUCAAUGAUACUGUCGUGGUCACAUUUGUGGCGGGUAAUCCUCGUAACAAUUUGUUCCAUGAGAAAACAUAUUUAACUGUGGAAAGGAAAAUCAAUGAGGAACGUUGGAAGGUGGUGCACACCGAUGCCAGUUGGGAUACCAGAUUCAUUUGGGAACGCACCCACUUGAUUUUGGGUUUCAGUGAUGUUCACAUCCAGUGGAGAAUCGGUCCCAAUACCCUGCCCGGUGAAUAUCGCAUACGCCACUUUGGCAAUUAUAAAUAUAUCUUGGGUGGCAUCUUCCCCUACGAAGGCCAAACACAUUCAUUUACGAUAACGGAAGAUUAAGCCAAAGAAUCCAUUGAAGCUUGUGAGAAGUAUUUUGUUGAUUUUGUUGUUUGGUCUAGUCAUAGACUGUCUUGCAUCAGGGUGUAAAUAGUUCUAAUUCGAUAAUGAAUUUGCCAUCAUUACCGGUUGGCCAUUAUAAAUUUCCUAUACCAUAUACAAAUACUUUUUUUAUGGUAUUAUUAUUGAAGUGUAAAUGAAUUUAUAAAUAUACGACUAAAAUAUUGUCUAAAAAUUUCAUAAUUUAAUAUCGAUAGUAAAGAACCCCAAAAAAUGAAACUAUUAUGUAUUUUAUUGUAUUUAUAAAUAAAAUACUUAUUAAAAAGCUUUAUUUUUAUAAAUAAAUUAAAUAGUAAUAAUGAAGAAUAUA